GUUAUACGAGCAUCACACCGUGUAAACAUUGACGGUACGAUCGAGCCGAUGCAAAACUUGAAAUGUCAUAGAAAAAAAUAAAACGAAUCGGAACACGCGAUACGGAAUCAAAAGCACGUCGAGACGGUUCCUGGAAUUCCAAAGACCUUUACCGUCGCGUAUAUAUAAGCAACUAGCAUCGCCAUCUUAUUAUUUUCAUACGUAGUUUCGUAUAGAUGUUGUUGUUCUAAGCUCAGUGCGAUUAGAUCACAUCGUGUAAUUGACGGGUCGGACCAGGAGAGUCAUACGACUGCGCAACAUCGAUUCAUUUUUCAAGUUCUGUUUACAAGGCCGUUGCAACUGCGAUACAUGGCGUAUUAUUCGGGGCUUCGUAAUGAAUCUUGAGGUUCACAAUCUCGAAUUGGUGUCGGAAAGAUUCAAAAAUAGUGACAAUGCUUCAAAACGCCUACGAGCUUUUUCUCUCUGGCCCCAAUUCGUAUCGACUUGAUGUAUUUCCACCUUUUCCCUUCGAGCUUGGAAGUAUGCGGAGCACGUGGCGAGACAGAGAUCGGGACUUCCGAAAACCUUUGGUCGACGGGGAGACGACGUUCGCUCAACUGAUCAUGGCGCUCCAUGACGAACAACCGAUUCGGUACAAACCGCUGCCGGGAUUCGACUCGGAUUACGAUAGCCCCGAAUAUCGACGGUUGCAACAAACUAUCAAUUGCGACGAAGUCUAUCCCGGGAUAUUCAUCGGCGAUGAAUCCACCGCGAAGAAUAAAAACUAUUUGGCUCGAAUCGGAAUAACGCACGUACUGAAUGCCGCCGAGGGCAAUCGUUUCGGGUGCGUUAACACCAACGAGCACUUCUACAGAGGCACAAACAUCAAGUACUGUGGAUUACAACUCACGGAUUUGCCGAGCACCGAUAUAAGCAAAUAUUUUUACACGGCUGCUGCAUUCAUCGAGGAUGCGCUCAAAAACGGAGGCCGAGUACUCGUACACUGCGUGAUGGGUAUAUCGCGCAGCGCAACUUGUGUCAUUGCGUAUUUGAUGAUAAAGAAACACAUGAUGGCGGCUGACGCAAUAAGACUGAUCCGUCAAAGUCGUGCGAUUCAUCCGAACGAGGGUUUUCUUCGUCAGCUCGCUGCGCUCGACAAUCAGUUGCGGCGUUCGCGUUUGUAGAGUAAAUAAGAGGAGCCGCCAUUUUGUGGCAGCACAAGCGUGCGCUAUCGGCGAAAACAAACACUUGUAACAUCCGACUGCGAGUGGCGCGCGCGAUGCUCCGUACGCUCCGUAGUUCGCCAUUUCGCCGCAAGCGGCGCACCGCUUUUUCGUCAAAAAUUAUAUUUUCGAUAACCAAAAAAAGUAGUUACAUCAGUCCGCGAAACGAAAGUAAAUCUCGUGAGAAAAAGUAAUUGAAGAGAGCGGAGAAUUGUCUCUCAAUGAACAAUGAUCCAGCCAAAUUUGUUAACGUACAAUUUUUGUCGUGUCUCGUUUACGAUUUUUCUAUCAAAACUUUUGUACCUUGUAUCGAUGUUUGUUGAAAUACUUCUUGUACUUGCGAGAUUUUUUCAUUUUUACCCACGACAUAUAUCGCUGGAGCGAAGAAUUAGUUGGAGCGCAUCCUCGGCUGGUCCGCAGGCAUUUUAUAAAUUGUUCGAAGGAGAGCUAAAGAAAAGUCUCAUUAUUUUUCUUCCACAAAGUAAUCGAGGUUUUUCAAUAAAAUUUAUUUGUCCAAAUCUCCAGGAUUACUUACAAUUGAUCAGUGGUAGACGAGUGGCGUAUGUGAAACCUCAUUUUAGACACUGAUCUUAUAAAUGCAUAAUAUUUAUUGCAAAGUACACGGGUGUUAUUUGCGAGAUCGGUUUAACCUACUGUAUUUCACUCGCGUUUUACAAUCUAAUCGAACCUUUUGGUUUGUCGUUAAUAUUUAACCUGUGAGUAUUAACUUUCCUUUCUGCAAACAGAGGCGUCAAGAUCGACUAAUUUCACUCAAUGUAACGACGCUGUGUCAAAUUAUUGGCGCAUGUAAUUUGUAGAACAUGAGAAAAAAAUCAAGUCACACGGACGCGUAAUUAUUAAUUUGAACCCUCGCAACUCGUUUUCUCCGACGUAAACCCACCUUCAAACUCGGUUCUGUGUCGAAAAUAAAUGAUAAAAUUGAACCGAGUUUAAACCGCAACGGAGAAAACGGCCGUUACUGUAAUUUUUUGUAGGAGAGGGUGCGUAAGUGAAAAACACAAAUAAAAUUCACAAUGGCUUAUUCUAAUAUA
Venturia canescens is the source of this 2254-nucleotide messenger RNA. Its product is annotated as dual specificity protein phosphatase 3-like. Gene Ontology annotation, molecular function: MAP kinase phosphatase activity; protein tyrosine/serine/threonine phosphatase activity. Lineage: Eukaryota; Metazoa; Arthropoda; Insecta; Hymenoptera; Ichneumonidae. The transcript has 5 exons. Gene Ontology annotation, biological process: protein dephosphorylation; negative regulation of MAPK cascade. The coding region runs from base 432 to 1163 and encodes 243 amino acids. The record is from RefSeq and is a predicted model, not a curated record. Gene Ontology annotation, cellular component: cytoplasm.